AUGAACACACUGCGCUGUAUAAUGAUACUGAGUAUCUACACACUGAUAAUGAACACACUGUAUAAUAAUACUGAGUAUCUAUACACUGAUAAUGAACACACUGCUCUGUAUAAUAAUACUGAGUAUCUAUACACUGAUAAUGAACACACUGUGCUUUAUAAUGAUACUGAGUAUCUAUACGCUGAUAAUGAACACACUGCGCUGUAUAAUAAUACUGAGUAUCUAUACACUGAUAAUGAACACAGAGCGCUGUAUAAUAAUACUGAAUAUCUAUACACUGAUAAUGAACACACUGCACUGUAUAAUGAUACUGAGUAUCUAAACGCUGAUAAUGAACACACUGCGCUGUAUAAUAAUACUGAGUAUCUAUACACUGAUAAUGAACACACUGCGCUGUAUAAUGAUACUGAGUAUCAUUACACUGAUAAUGAACACACUGCGCUGUAUAAUGAUACUGAGUAUCUAUACACUGAUAAUGAACACACUGCGCUGUAUAAUGAUCCUGAGUAUCUAUACACUGAUAAUGAACACACAGUAUAA
Messenger RNA from Pelobates cultripes (western spadefoot toad), 540 nucleotides. The record is from the annotation of a GenBank genome assembly. Lineage: Eukaryota; Metazoa; Chordata; Amphibia; Anura; Pelobatidae.